This is a messenger RNA of Hyaena hyaena (striped hyena), 858 nucleotides long. RefSeq names its product SLAM family member 8-like. Lineage: Eukaryota; Metazoa; Chordata; Mammalia; Carnivora; Hyaenidae. The record is from RefSeq and is a predicted model, not a curated record. The coding region runs from base 38 to 826 and encodes 262 amino acids. The transcript has 4 exons.
UUCUGGAGGUUUUCUCUGCAGCCAUUAGGCCCAGAGCAUGCCUGGCAGGAGGCAGCCUGUGAUGGGAACGUGUCCAGAGGCCCUCCACCUGUGCCGGGCCCCCUGGCUCCUGGGAUUCACCAGCCUCCUCCUCAGCGCCUUCAGCACUGCGGUCAGGAGCUCUGGGGCCCGUGGAUCUGGAGUGGAGGAUUCCAGAAACCUAGUUUCCCUGAUGGGGACUCAAGGUGGUUCUGUGGUGUUUCAUGUUACCAGACGUCCAGAAGUACCUCCUGAAGCCAAGCUGGAGAUGAUUUCUUGGGCCGUUAAAAAUGAGUCAAACUACAUAUUCCUCCUGCACGUCUUUCCUGGGGUGGAUGUUCCAGAAUGGGUCAACCCCCAGGACAAGUUCAAGGAGAGGCUCCGUGUGCUCAACACAACGACCCUGAGGAUUGACAAGCUGACCCUCGAGGACAGUGGGUGGUACCGGGCUCGAUGCUCCUUCAGCACAGGGAUAGAAAAUGCCCAGUAUUUCCACCUCAGUGUCUACGAGCCCGUGCCCCGUCCCCAGGUCCUGGCCAAGAUCCUGUCCCUCACACGAGACUGGUGCAACGUCACCCUGGAGUGCCACACCCCGGGAGCCACAGGGGCCUUGAACGUGUCCUGGGAGAGUAAGGGCCUCCCCAGUGAGCUGGAGAAGAGGGGGGCCCCAGGACCAGCCCCCAAUCCCUGGACCCUGGCUCUGAACCUGCCCCUGAACCAGCCCAGCCCCAGCACCAUCUGUGUGGUCAGCAACCCUGUGGAUCAGAAAAUUGCCACCCGGGACCUCUGGGAAGUGUGUGUCCAUUAGGGAGAAACACGUCCACACAGACAGGCCGGUGC